AGAUUGGCAACUGCGUGCAGCUGUCAUCGUUAGACCUCCAGCACAAUGAACUACUAGACUUGCCACAGUCCAUCGGUAACCUCAGAGCUUUGAACAGACUGGGGUUAAGGUACAACCAACUGACUGGUGUCCCUCAGUCGCUGAGUCAGUGCACAGAGCUGGAAGAACUGAACGUAGAAGGCAACAAUAUAGCAACAUUACCGGAGGGCCUCCUGUGCAGUCUUUGUAAUCUCACCAGUUUGUGUUUAUCGAGAAACAACUUCACCUCAUACCCAGUCGGGGGACCACAGCAGUUUGCCACAGUCUAUUCAAUAAACAUGGAGCACAACCAGAUCAACAAGAUUCCGUUUGGCAUCUUCAGUUGCGCUCGCUACGUCACCAAACUCAACAUGAAAGACAACAAGCUAAUGGCUCUGCCACUGGAUGUUGGGAGUUGGACCACCAUGGUUGAGCUGAAUCUAGGAACCAAUCAAUUAACCAAAUUACCAGAGGAUAUCCAGUUCCUGACGUCACUGGAAGUACUCAUACUCAGUAACAACUUCCUCAAGAAACUUCCUCGUGGUAUCGGCAGUCUGACAAAGCUGAGGGUCUUGGAUCUGGAAGAAAAUAAACUGGAAUCACUGCCCUCUGAGAUAGGUAAUUUGAAGGAACUUCAAAAAUUAGUGGUGCAAUCAAAUCAACUCGUGAACUUGCCAAGGGGGAUAGGGCGGUUGACCAACUUGACCAAUCUUGGUGUUGGAGAAAACAACCUGAACUCUCUGCCAGAGGAGAUAGGAACAUUGGAGCUACUGGAGCAGUUGUACCUAAAUGACAACCCCAAACUGAACGCACUGCCCUACGAGUUAGCUCUGUGCACCUCGCUACAGAUAAUGAGCAUUGAGAACUGUCCUCUGGCUAACAUACCUCCAGAGGUGACCGCAGGUGGACCAUCAUUGGUCAUUCAUUUCCUAAAGAUGCAAGGACCUUACCGUAACAUGGUUAACACUUGAGACUCGUCCAGGUUCAGGGGCCACAGUGUCACAUGUAAGCCACAGUGUCACAUGUAAGCCAUUGAGAUAAUGUUAAUGCAUGUUCAGGGGCCUCCCUACAACUUUUACAACCCACCUGUGGCAUUUUACUCUCACAUCACAAAGACAUGGAUAACUGUGUUGCAUCUGCAGUUUUUGCACUGAGGCGCUCCAUGGAGACUCUAUUUGUACAUAUUCCAGGGCCAGGAUGUUGAGUGGGUAUUAAAAAAAAAAUCGCCAAAAUGUACAGAUUUUUUUGUACAGAAAGCAGAGCAUCAAUGUGUGUGUCUGUAAUGAGUUGAUUACUGUCAGAAUGUCUGUAAUGUACGUCUGUUAUAGAUUACGUUCAUAAAACCAGGGCCCAAACUCAUGGUGGGAUUAAGCACACGAUUUUCUCUUCGUAACAACCUUUGUCAAUUUAAUACAGAGAAAGCAAAACAGUUAGCAUACAAAAAGAUACGCUAAGCCUGGUACGAAAUGGUUAUUUAAAUUCGUGCCAUAACAAUAGAAAUACCGCAAACCCAUAAGCACAUUGUACUACAUUGUAUUAAACUGUGUUUAUUCACUAAAGAAUCCAUAUAACCAACAUGAGGUGAACACUCCUCUUAAGACCAACCCGACCAACCAUAUAGGCCACUCGGGUUGGGACACACCAUUUUGGAGGGUUUGCUCUGGGGGAUUAAGACUCUUAACCACACUUAUCCUAUAAUUGGUUCCAUAAAGGAGUGACAGUCACUAUGCCUGAGAGAUUUCAAGCCUAUUAUUUCGUUGCUAAAUUCAAUCUAAAAGUAUUAUCAUGAUGAUGUACCUGAAAUGUUGACUUGUUUUAUAUGUUGAACUGUGAGAAUCGGUGAAUAAAUGGCCGAGAAGGAUCUUUUACUGCUAUGCCAGCAUAAACCACAAUCACCAGAAAGUAUAGUUCCAGAAAGCAGUGUGGCUAAUAGGUGGUAGUUCAUUUAACCACAAGCGAUUAUCUCGCUGGGACUGCUCCCCACGGGCUCCCAACAGAGGUCCAAAAUGGUGUGUGAAACUAGCCACUUUCUUAAGAGGGCCGUUUUCGUCAUGAAGGAGUGCUUGGGGGGUUUCAGGCCCUAGAG
Patiria miniata (bat star) is the source of this 2104-nucleotide messenger RNA. It is a transcript of the gene shoc2, whose product is annotated as leucine-rich repeat protein SHOC-2-like. The record is from RefSeq and is a predicted model, not a curated record. Gene Ontology annotation, molecular function: protein binding. NCBI's taxonomy places the organism in Eukaryota, Metazoa, Echinodermata, Asteroidea, Valvatida, Asterinidae.